Messenger RNA from Fusarium odoratissimum NRRL 54006, 1744 nucleotides. RefSeq lists its product as uncharacterized. Gene Ontology annotation, cellular component: nucleus. The record is from RefSeq and is a predicted model, not a curated record. Gene Ontology annotation, molecular function: DNA binding; zinc ion binding; DNA-binding transcription factor activity, RNA polymerase II-specific. Gene Ontology annotation, biological process: DNA-templated transcription; regulation of DNA-templated transcription. Lineage: Eukaryota; Fungi; Ascomycota; Sordariomycetes; Hypocreales; Nectriaceae. Bases 36 to 1658 code for a protein of 540 amino acids. The transcript has 3 exons.
AUUCCUCAAACAGAGAAUUUAUUACACUCAAUACAAUGAAACCCCCCAAAGCGUGCCACGAGUGCCGGAGAACCAAGCGGAGAUGUACACGCCGAAGCGGCCAAGUAGGAGACUCGUGCGAUCAGUGCCAAAUUAAGAGUCUCAAGUGCACAGCUUCCUUGGCCAAUGUCCCGGCCCGAACCCAUGCCCUGCUGCCAAACCCAAGUCCCACGCGGCAUCAAGACACUUCGGUCGACGUUCCUGUUGACGUCGCUAUUCGUCUUGUUGAUUACUACCUCACCAAACUUCACAAUCGACCUCAUAGCUUGUUCCACCCAGCAACCCUGAAGAAACAGGUGCAAAAUGGCUCAAUCAAUAAAGCUCUGCUGCUCUCUAUCUGCAGUAUGGGUGCCAGAUUCGACGCAGAUGAUGAUAUUCGCUCUCUAGAAAGCACAUAUAAUAAUGAGUCUAAGCGCUUGCUUCUGGCUGAUUUGGAAAAUAUCUGUAUCGAGAAUGUGCAGACAUGUAUCUUGAUCGCUAAUCUUUAUGCUGCCCAUCUCAACCCCUCCUCUGAAGCCCUAUUCUUUCGUAUCGGUGUGAACCUGCUACAAAUCAUGGAAGCCGGCACUUGUUCGGCGGCUAGCACAUUGAUAGAUCGCGAGAUAAGGAUACGGGCUUGGUGGACGCUGUACAUGGCUGAUCGCUGGUCAUCCUCCAGUCUUGGACUGGAUCCUCAGAUCCGAGACACCGAUCUUGCUGUUGAUCUUCCAAUGCACGAGCCUAUUUUCGAGUCUCUGUCUCCAGACGAGACGAAACUGAAUCUCCCGUGGCAGCCGGGACUUUGGGCGCACAAGAUCUCGUUAGUUCGCCUCUUUGGACCGAUCAAGGAUCUCAACCAUCGCAGUGUCUACGGAAACAUUGACGAUGAGGAAAUCAAUUCGACUGUUGCGUCCCUCUCCAAAUUGCUAGAUGACUGGGAAUGGACAAUUCCACCGAACGUCAGGCUGAGUACAGAUAAUCUUGAGCGAUUCAUCAAAGCAGGUCAUGGGGGCGCCUUUAUCGCUCUCCACUUGGGCUAUCACCACUACGCCACGCUGCUAUACUUUCGAUUCCUCGAGCCCGCGGCAUCAUCAUCACCUCUGGCAGCGAUGUAUCGAGCGAAGUGCAAGUUCCAUGCUUCUUCAUACAGCGAUCUUCUGAAACUAGCUCGGCAGAAGGAAAAUUGCGAAGUCAUCUACCCGACUGUUGGCCAUAUGGCAGUAGUAUCAUCAUCGGUCCUACUCCAUACGCUUUUGUUCAGUGUGGAUGAAGAUGUCAAACCUGCUCGAGAUGCUCUCAAGUCAAACUUUGAGGCGAUCCUUGAACUGAGACGGUACUGGCCAAAUACUGAAUCCAUGAUUCAUCGACUCGUUACCUUUCAGAAUUAUUGCCUGCUGUCCAGUGAUUACAGAACGCAUACACUUGACGGCUGGAUGCUGCGUUUCUUGAUACAGUACUCACUUCCUUUGGGCGAGAAGGAUGUUGCACCAGUGACGUCGGGCAUGGAUCUUGACAUGGAUAGUUUCUCAGCUCGUACUCAAGCGGUGACUGAACAGGGGAGGUACACAGCAUUUAAUAUUGAUGAUUUGAUUUUAGAUGACAUGCAAAUGUAUUCUAUCGAAGAAAAUACCAGCAAUUAAGAGAUAAAAAAUCAUAGCAGGACAAAAGAAGGAGUCUGAAAAUUAAUCAUUCAGAUACAUAAAUAGAGGGUUUAACAAGACCAACA